UUAUCUAUGGGUGCCCGACCGCCGUUAUGUUUUAUCUUUGACAUUUCUUUUCCUUGUCAAGCAAAAUGGCGGAUCAGACUGAGCGUUCAUUCCAAAAGCAACCGACGGUGUUUUUGAACCGUAAGAAGGGCAUUGGUGUGAAACGUAGCCGCAAACCCCUCAGAUACCACAAAGACGUGGGACUCGGUUUCAAAACGCCGCGUGAGACAGAGAAAGCGUUUCAGAAACAGGCAACGGUGUUCCUCAACCGUAAAGGAGGGUUGAAGAGGAAGGAUAUGAGACAUCAUAAGAAUGUCGGUCUAGGUUUCAAGACGCCGCGUGAGGCAAUUGAAGGCACAUACAUUGACAAGAAAUGCCCCUUCACUGGCAAUGUGUCUAUCCGAGGCCGUAUCCUUACCGGAGUCGUGCAGAAGAUGAAGAUGCAGCGCACCAUUGUCAUCCGCCGUGAUUACCUUCACUAUGUCAAGAAGUACAACAGAUUUGAGAAGAGACACAAAAACAUGUCUGUGCAUCUCUCGCCUUGCUUCAGGGACGUUGAACUAGGAGACAUCGUGACCAUCGGUGAAUGCAGACCCCUCUCCAAAACUGUCAGAUUCAAUGUCCUUAAGGUGUCCAAAGGCAAGGGCUCCAAGAAGUCAUUCAAAAAAUUCUAAUGUAAUAAAGUUACUUUAUAAGUAAAA
Molecule: messenger RNA, 680 nt
Organism: Papilio xuthus (Asian swallowtail)
Lineage: Eukaryota; Metazoa; Arthropoda; Insecta; Lepidoptera; Papilionidae
Gene: RpS11
Product: ribosomal protein S11
Exons: 5
Coding region: 66-653 (195 amino acids)
Biological process (GO): translation
Cellular component (GO): ribosome; cytosolic small ribosomal subunit
Molecular function (GO): structural constituent of ribosome
Source: RefSeq, a predicted model, not a curated record